CUAACGAUAGGGCCAAUCGAUAUUUCUAUAAAUAGCUAUUUUAGGAAAAGACAAGGGAUAAUCCUACUAUAACUAUCCAAUUCAUUCAGUAACAAAAUGGCGGAGGGUAACACCGACAUUAGUGUUAGUGAGCCUAAAAAGAUUGGAUUCUUCUCGUUAGAUAUUAAUGGAGUGUUUCUUAAUAAUGACAGCAAGAAGAAAACAUUCAUUGAACCUAAGCGUAAUUCUGAUGGUGUUCUUUUGAAACCUUUGGAUUUGAAAAAAGGAACAAUGACGAAAAAAAGAGAUGAAAAUAAGAAGCCAAAGCUCGACAACAUUCUUCAAUGGAUCAAGUUGCAUGGAAGAGAUAUGCAAACCGACUUCGUAUGCAAAAGGAGUUUGUUAAACAAGAUAAUGUCUACCCCAUAUGACGCCAAAAAGAAGUUGAGGAUCGACGUGACUCUUUACAAAGGCAUUUACUACCUUUGUAAUCGUCCAAAAGAAAAUAAGCCAGAACAGACGGAAUGCAGGGAGGAGGAAAAAUGGGGCUACAAGUUUGAGCAGUAUCUCACCGAAGAAUCCACAGAUCCCUUGUUGAUUCCAGACAUGGACUAUAACAGCUGUGAAGCCUUUUAUAAUGUGAUGAAAGUCCAGGUCGGCUCCCACAUACUAGUGUACUCUUGUGAGGUGGAUGCUGUAAGUACAGAUGAAUCUGGGGAGCAUAGCGUUGAGUUUAAAACAAUCAAACACUCCAAACUUGACGCCGAACGCAUAGCUACUUUUAAAAGGUACAACCUCCUGACGUGGUGGAUACAGAGUUUUCUAGGUGGUGUUCCCAAGAUUAUUUGUGGGUUUCGCGAUGAUAUUGAAAAACUAGAUACUGGAAUUGUAAUUAAGCUGAAGACAAAACAGACUGCAAAAAUACCAUUUGAAAGCGACAUCAAAUGGAAGACCAAUGAGUGUUUCGACUCUCUGAACGAGCUCCUUAAACACAUCAUAUCUAAUGUGAAAGAAGAUAAUCCAAGGCAACUUCUGGAGUAUCCAAACGAUAAAUAUACAGUCAGACAGCGUAAAUACUAUACAUGGCGUAACACCAGCUCCACAUACGAUUUCCUGCCUGAAUGGUAUACACUAUAGACUCGCCUUGAUUAUGAGGGUUUUGCAUUUGAUCCAGAUCAAACCGAUUCAAUGCAACGCAGUUGAUUUCGAUCAGAGCAGCUACAAAAUUGAAACUUCUUACACUAUGUUAAGACUUUAUAAAAUAUAUAUUGUUUAGGAAAUACGAAUUAUUUAGUUUAUAAUGUUCCUUGUUGCACCGUUGCUAUGCACGCACCUUAAUACACCGUUCAUGUAGUUUCAGCCCAAAUGCCGUUCGGCUCUAGUUUGACCAGCACAUAUUGAACAUAUUAUGUUUAUGUUUAAAAAUAUGAAAUAUCAAGGCAUCAGUAUUUUUUAAAGCAUUUUAAAUUUCAAAUAUUCACUAGCAUUUAUUUCUAAAUGUUUGAUAACUCCUCCUUCAAUCCUCUUGCGUAUGCUUCCUGUCAGAGAAGCAAUCAAAUCAUGGUCCAAACUAUCCCAGAAAUUCAUGCUUUAUGGCACCAAUGCUUGGCUUGUUUAUUCCUGGUUACAAUAAUUCCUUAUCAAUUCCAAAAAAAUCUCUAUAGGACUGUAGCUUGGCCACAACAUAUAUGUCAGCCUUUCUACCGUUAACCACGAUUGUAAUGUCAGUUUCAACAGUAAACCACUCACUGGUCAAGGACACACAGUACCCAAGUUCCCAGUACCAAAUCCUAAUUCACACAUGAAGGUCAUGAUUGCGUUUAAGACGCCGGUAAAAAGGGGAAGUCUUAUCAUUGAUCCAAUUAUCAUGCCAUUGACAUUUUCCAAACCACUAGAUUCUGUGCAAAAUACGCCAGUCGAAUCCCCUCUGUUUCUGUUUUGAUUUCAUGAUGGACGAUGGCGUUGUUCUUUUUUCUCCCAGGCGAUGUAAAUGGAGCUCCUUUCUCUGUUUCGUUGGAAACACAGUCCCCUGUUUAUCUUUUCAUCUCUCAUACUACGUGUGCUCCUUUUGUUGUCAAAGGUUACUAAACUUAAAACAUCGUCCACUUAGCAACUGUCAAGAUCUUUCAAGGCGUUAUUUCCUUGUCCAAUAGUUCUUCCAGGAUAGGGAAAGACUGUAGUAAUAGAAGUUGUGCGUGCUAGAAAUUAUUCCAUCAUUCAUUUUUAGUUCAUAAAAAUACAACUUUCUUUACUCAUUUGAGCUCAUUUUGAAACCUAGCGCUAAAUAUUGUCCCCUACAGUGAAACACAGAAGGAGAUCACUCUAAGUGAAUAUUGAAGAGUUUCCUUCCCUGGCAUUAAUUGAUAUUCGAUUUGGCUGGGGUGCUUGAUAGAUGUGUUGACUAAAGUUGAUGAUUUUUUUGUCAAACUAUAUGUUUCCCUUUAAUUUUAUCGGCGUGUUUUCGACAAUAAGUAUAUAACGGUCAUAAUGAAAACUGCCAUAAGGGACUUAAGAUUUAAACUGCACAUACAAUUACAAAUAUAAGGUGAAUGUCUUCUAUGAUAGGAAAUUUACUCGGCUAAACUUCUGGAACUGUUGUUGUUAUUUAAAACACGCCAUAAUUGUGUUAUUUGUGUUAGAAUUUGUUAGACUUGUAUAUUGUAAAAGCUUGUUUUAUUAGUUUUGUUUUUAUUUUACUGUAUGCUUUUGAUGUGCUGUGUUAUAUGUAUGCAGGUAGAUUCGCUUCAUAUAAAAAAUGUACAACACUUAGAUCCAAAUAUUUAAAUGAUACAGUCAUAUUCGUUGACAUGACUUUGUAAGAAAUGCAUUUUUACUUUUAGAGUGACACUCUUAUUCAAAAUCAAUACAUACACAUGUAUAACAAACAUCAAUUUUGACUGAUAAAUCUUUAACUACUUACUAAAUUAUGUAUUUAUAGGAACUUUUAAUUACUGAUUACAAAAUUGUAACCGUUUAUUUAAUAGCAGAACGCGCAAAAAAUUAUUGGUAACCGCUAAAAGAUUUACUAUAGUCUCGUAAGGUAGAAAUAGCGUGUUUUUGCUCAUUUCUUUCAGGUUAAACUUGGUGUCCUUCAUUAGAACCAUUGUUUUCGACAUUUAUUCAUCCUUUUUGGAAUAUUAAAACAAUGUUAUUAAUUGAGGUAAAUAUGAUCUGGGAGUAGAAGCAUCAUUAAUAUAGCUUUGUAUUUUCAUAAGCCUUUGGUUUAAAGUAAUCAACUCGUAUAACACCAAAAUCUGCAUUGAAGUGUCUAAAACAACAUGUUUAGAUAUUUUUGAAUUUCGUAUAUAAAUAUAUAUAAAAGCAA
This is a messenger RNA of Mya arenaria, 3304 nucleotides long. Its product is annotated as decapping and exoribonuclease protein-like. Bases 97 to 1116 code for a protein of 339 amino acids. Gene Ontology annotation, molecular function: mRNA 5'-diphosphatase activity. Gene Ontology annotation, cellular component: cytosol; nucleus. The record is from RefSeq and is a predicted model, not a curated record. Lineage: Eukaryota; Metazoa; Mollusca; Bivalvia; Myida; Myidae. Gene Ontology annotation, biological process: NAD-cap decapping; nuclear-transcribed mRNA catabolic process. The transcript is spliced from 7 exons.